CAAAGCUCCAAUUCAAAUCAACAAAGAACAGGAGUUAACCAGAAACCAAUCAACGAUGGCAUUUGCUCUCUCUGAAGAAUCAAAGGAACGUAUCUCAAAGAUCCUCGACUCUGCCCGUGUCAUUGCACACUACGGGUGGAUCCCAUUUGUCCUAUAUCUGGGCUGGAUCCAAACUCCAAACAGACCACCGCUCUUAGCUCUCUUGUCCCCAUUGCCAUCAGUCUAAAGCGUUGUCGCUUUGAUUGAGUGAUGAUAUCAUGAAAAGAAAAAAACGAAUAUAAAAGAUGAUAUUACACGAUGAGAGUAAUAUGUAUAUAGUAUUGUUAUUAGUAUGUGGAUGUACCUGC
Williopsis jadinii is the source of this 347-nucleotide messenger RNA. It is a transcript of the gene TOM7, whose product is annotated as Tom7p. The record is from RefSeq and is a predicted model, not a curated record. Gene Ontology annotation, biological process: protein import into mitochondrial matrix; protein insertion into mitochondrial outer membrane. Bases 56 to 226 code for a protein of 56 amino acids. NCBI's taxonomy places the organism in Eukaryota, Fungi, Ascomycota, Saccharomycetes, Phaffomycetales, Wickerhamomycetaceae. Gene Ontology annotation, cellular component: mitochondrial outer membrane translocase complex; mitochondrial outer membrane. The transcript is spliced from 2 exons.